Micropterus dolomieu (smallmouth bass) is the source of this 1977-nucleotide messenger RNA. It is a transcript of the gene actr10, whose product is annotated as actin related protein 10. Gene Ontology annotation, biological process: retrograde axonal transport of mitochondrion. NCBI's taxonomy places the organism in Eukaryota, Metazoa, Chordata, Actinopteri, Centrarchiformes, Centrarchidae. The coding region runs from base 135 to 1388 and encodes 417 amino acids. The transcript has 13 exons. The record is from RefSeq and is a predicted model, not a curated record.
GUGACGUCAUCGCGUUUCGGAAGACCCAACCCAACAGGAAGACAACAGAUUUCUCUGUCCUUUUGCUACGAUGAAAAUUUAGUAUUACACAAGUAUUGACAUUAUUUCCGCCGAAAGGCCAACAAAUUAAUAAAAUGCCCUUAUUUGAUGGGCUGGGAAGCGGAGGAGAGAAGACUGCGAUCGUCAUUGACUUGGGAGCAGCAUACACAAAAUGCGGCUUUGCAGGGGAAACGGGGCCCAGGUUCAUAAUUCCGAGCGAGAUCCGGAAACCGGGACAGCAACAGGCCAUCAACGUGGUUCAGUACAACAUCAACACAGAAGAGCUUUAUGUCAUCCUCAAAGAAUUUAUCCAUUUGCUGUACUUCAGGCACCUGCUGGUGAACCCUCGCGACAGAAGAGUGGUCAUCAUCGAGUCCAUCCUCUGCCCGUCUCACUUCAGGGAGACGCUCACCAAAGUUUUCUUCAAACAGUUUGAGGUGCCAUCUGUGCUGUUUGCCCCAAGUCACCUCAUGGCCAUCAUGACUUUGGGCAUCAACUCUGCUCUGGUGAUGGACUGUGGCUACACAGAGACGCUGGUGCUACCUGUUUAUGAGUGCACUCCUAUUCUGCCAGCAUGGGAGGCUUUGCCUUUGGGAGGGAAAGCCAUCCAUAAAGAAUUAGAAGGAGUUCUUGUGGAACAGUGCACUGUUGACACGGACACCACCACUGGGCAGAGUGUACCAGCUGUCAUUGGUACCAUCUCAGAGGAGACUGUGGAGGAUAUCAAGGUCAGAACAUGCUUUGUCAGUGACCUGCAGAGAGGCCUCAAGAUCCAAGAAGCCAAAUUUAACCUGGAUGGUACAGCUGAACGUCCCGCCCCUCCUCCAGAUGUGGAUUACCCUCUGGACGGUGAGAAAAUCCUUCACGUCAAAGGACCAAUCAGGGACUCUGUGAUGGAGAUCCUGUUUGAACAGGACAAUGAAGAGAAGAGCGUUGCCUCGCUGAUACUCGACUCUCUGGUCAAGUGCCCCAUCGACGCACGUAAGGUGCUCUCAGAGAACCUGGUGGUGAUCGGAGGCACAGCCAUGCUGCCAGGUUUCCUGCACCGUCUGCUGGCAGAGAUACGCCUCCUGGUUGAGAAACCCAAGUACCGUGACGUGCUGGCCAGCAAGAGCUUGCGUAUACAUGCUCCGCCUGCCAAGCCCAACUGCACCGCCUGGCUCGGAGGUGCCAUCUUCGGGGCGCUGCAGGACAUCCUGGGCAGCAGGUCGGUGUCAAGAGACUACUACAACCAGACAGGCCGUAUCCCUGACUGGUGCUGCUUGAGCUCCCCUCCUCCCGAAUCGCUCUACGAAGCAGGAAAGACCCCUCCUCCACUUAUGAAGAGAGCCUUCUCCACAGAGAAGUAGAAACCCGUUGUGACAUAAUUCAAACAAUGUUCUCUCCUUUUACCCUCAUAGAAGAGUUCUGUAAUCUUACAUAUAAAAGCCCAACACAAAUCUUGUUAACGUGUUAACUGCAAAAACAGCUCUAGGUGUCUGUAAUGUCUAUGUUUUUGUAUGUACUGAUUGAGGUCUGUUUGAUGAUCAGGUGAGCUGGUUUCUGACCUCACCAGACAGAAGAAAUGUUGGGACUUUAUGCAUUGAUGUUCUACAGAAUUUAAGUAACUUCUGUUUCCUUUGAAGUCUCACUGAGAUGAGUCUGUACAUGUUAACUCUCACUCUCACUACACUUUGUUUUGGAUUGUGUUGGCAGUGGAACUGAAGAAAUCCAGAGUAUUCAGCAGAAAUGUCUCUGGUCAUUACCAACUUUGAGUUUUUAGUCAUCUAGUUGUCAGCAAAAUGACAGAAUGUUGCAAAAUGUUGGAGAAAACCUUAUUCCAGUGUGAUGUAUGACAAGUGUGGAAAUCUGACAACGUCCCACAGAGUUUCAAUACAAAAACAAACCAAGUUUCACUUAUUUAUUGUUCGGACUUAAUAAAGGCCCCGUACACUCAAA